AUGCCGAUCCCUCCUCCCCCGCCGCCGCCGCCCGGCCCCCCGCCGCCUCCCACCUUCAGUCAGGCAAACACAGAGCCGCCGAAACUGAGCCGAGAGGAGCAGCGGGGCCGUGGGGCCCUCCUGCAGGACAUCUGUAAAGGGACCAAGCUAAAGAAAGUGACACAAAUCAAUGACCGGAGUGCACCAAUCCUAGAGAAGCCCAAGGGCAGUGGUGGCGGCAGCUACGGCUCUAGCUCAGCUGCGCUCCAGCCGAAGGGCGGCCUCUUCCAAGGCGGUGUGCCCAAGCUCAGACCCGUGGGAGCAAAGGAUGGCUCAGGUAAUGGCUGCCUCUCCGGUAAGCAAACCCUGCAAGUCCCCGGCUCCAGAGCAGCCGCCCCCAGGCCCCCGGUGCCGGCCAGCAACAGCCGACCUCAAGAUGACGCUGACAACAGCCGGGCCUCUCCCCCAGAGCUGCCGCGCACGCAGAGGCCCUCCCUGCCGGACCUCUCCCGACCCAACACCGCCGGCAGCACCGGCAUGAAGCACAGCUCGUCUGCCCCGCCGCCUCCCCCGCCGGGACGCCGCGCCACCGCACCUCCUGCCCCCCCUCCGGCGCACAGCGCCAAGGUGUCUUCCUACAACCGGGAGAAGCCCCUGCCGCCCACUCCGGGACAGCGACUGCCUGUGAGCAGGGACGGACCCCCCGCCCCGCCACCCAUCAAGCCCCCUCCCUCCCCAGUCAGUAUCCGAACGGGGUCGGGGGCUCAGGGCCAAUCUCUCGCCCCCCCGCCACCCCCUUAUCGGCAACCCCCCGGUGUCCCCAACGGCCCUUCCAGCCCCAUCAACGAGUCUGCCCCAGAGCUGCCGCAGAGACACAACUCCUUGCACAGGAAGACGCCGGGCCCCUUGCGGGGUCUUGCGCCGCCGCCACCCACUUCAGCCUCCCCAUCUCUCCAGAGCAGUCGCCCCCCUCCACCGGCCAGAGACCCCCCCAGCCGGGGAGCAGCCCCGCCACCCCCUCCGCCAAUGCUGCGAAACGGGGGGCGUGAUGCCCCCCCACCUCCGCCCCCCUACAGACUGCACGGCUCCGCCGAGCCCCCGAGCCGAGGGAAGCCGCCACCGCCGCCCACAAGGACGCCGGCUGGGCCGCCGCCGCCGCCCCCACCGGUGCGGAACGGGCACCGGGACUCCAUCUCCACCGUCAGAGCGUUGCUGGAUGACUUUGAAUCCAAAUACUCCUUUCAUCCCGUCGAAGAUUUCCCAGCCCCAGAAGAAUAUAAAUACUUCCAGAGAAUCUACCCCAGCAAAACAAACAGAGCUACACGUGGGGCCCCCCCUCUGCCCCCCAUCCCCAGGUGAAAGCGGGCUGCCCAGGCAGAUUGUUCCUGAGCAGAGAGACGGACCUCCUUCCCCUUCCGCAGACGGACCCUCCCCACCUCCCUGCCCCCCAGGAUCCUGCAUGAGAAACUCCCAGCGUCUUUGGUUUUCCCAGCUGCGCCAGGACGAGCCGAUACCCCCAGCCCAGCUCUCUCCGCCAGCCCACCCUCAUCUAUGCAUCUCCCCCGGGACUCGGUGACCUUGCUGGCAAGCCCGGAUGGGUCCUUUCCUCCUCGCUCGUCGCAGAUCCUGGGUCAAGCCAGGACGCCACGUCCAGCUGCGGCCCGAGAGCCGGGCACGAGGACCUGGGGCGGACACCGAGCCGUGUGCGGCCGGCUGUUGGGACCAGAGGUGGCUCAGUGCCUGAUUCCUUGGGCCGGGGCAGAGCGAGAGCUUGGAGAGGAGCUGGGGUAGGUCAGGAGACGGACACGCUCCAUGAUCACCGGCUGCGCCGGCGGCGGAGGCAGGGGGAGCCGGGACAGGCCGGCAGAGCCUCGUUACCCCGGCGCAGCUGAUUGCUUUUUUGCACAGGAGCCAG
Molecule: messenger RNA, 1894 nt
Organism: Gavia stellata (red-throated loon)
Lineage: Eukaryota; Metazoa; Chordata; Aves; Gaviiformes; Gaviidae
Gene: WIPF2
Product: WAS/WASL interacting protein family member 2
Exons: 7
Coding region: 1-1338 (445 amino acids)
Molecular function (GO): actin binding
Source: RefSeq, a predicted model, not a curated record